AUGUCAUCGACAUAUACUUUUGCUGGAAAACAAGUAAUAAUCUAUUGUGGAAUACCAGUUUUUGCUGCUGGUGUAUUAGGAUGUUCUCUUAAUAUGCUUGUAUUUCUUAGUCUCAAAACAUUUCGAGAAAGUUCCUGUGUAUUCUAUUUGACUGUUAUGUCUAUGGUGAAUAUAGGAACAUUAUUUUUGGGUUUUUUUCCACGUAUUAUGGUCUCUCUAUUUUCUACAGAUGGAACAGAAAUAUCAUUAUUUUAUUGUAAAGCACGAUUAUAUUUUUCUCAAAUAUUUAUUGGAACAUCAUUAUCAUGUUAUUGUUUGGCAACGAUUGAUCAAUAUUUUGCUACAUGUACUCGUCUUCAAUGGCAAUUAUGGUGUAAUAUUAAAUUAGCAAUACGUAUAAUCAUUAUAACUGUAAUUAUUUGGAUUCUUCAUGGUAUUCCAUACGUAGUUUUCUAUGAUCAUGUUGUAUCAUCUACAACAAAUCAAACAACUUGUAUCAAUACAAACUAUAUUUUUGAUCGAUAUCGUGCUUUUGUUACUCUUCUUUUACUGAUUGGAUAUUUUCCUAUUAUGAUUGCAGCAUUGUUUGGAUCGAUGGCCCUUCGUAAUGUACAACAAUUAGCUUUUCGUACAGUACCACUUAUUCGACGAGAAUUAGAUAAACAAUUAACUAAUAUGGUAUUACUUCAAGUUGUUGUUAGUAUUUUUACUCUUUUACCAUAUACAACUGUUAGUGCUGUUGCAACAAGUACAAGUACCAUCAAUGAUCCAGUUUAUCAAGGAAAAAUUCAAUUUGCUGUAACUGUUACAUUUGUCUUUUAUUAUAUAUCUUUUGCAAGUCCAUUCUACAUUUAUUUUUGUGCAUCUGGUCGAUUUCGUCGACAAUUAAAAUAUGUCUUGUUUGAUAUUCAUCUAAGUAGAAUCUUUCCCAAUCAAAUAGAACCACAAAUGACAUUGAAUGUUCAGUAA
This is a messenger RNA of Adineta steineri, 969 nucleotides long. The record is from the annotation of a GenBank genome assembly. NCBI's taxonomy places the organism in Eukaryota, Metazoa, Rotifera, Eurotatoria, Adinetida, Adinetidae.